GGGGGGGGCUUUGCAGUAGGUAAGACUAUGAAGGGCGCGCGCCCACACCUCCUUCCUGCCAGUCUCUCCCGGCCUUGAAGCUGCUCCUCUUGCUGCUCCUGCUGGCGGCCAGGGUCUCCGUCUCUCCCCGCGGUCCCUUCGGUACCUGAGACGGAGGAAACAGGAUAGUAACUGAUGAGUCAGCUCAGGAAAUCAUGGAACUGUGAUACAUAGAAUGACUGACUGCUUGAAGUUUUUAAGAAGAGACAUGUUACAGCAUAUAAAAAAGAAAAGGUAGAGUUGAGGCGGAAAGAAGGAAUACAGCAGCACCUUGGAGAAGAACUAGCUUAUUUUAGCAUGAGUUAAAUGAAUUUUAACUCAUGCUAAAAUACAGUGCUUCUGAAGAAGUGGAUUGAAAUCCACAAAAACCCAUGCUAAAGAAACCAUUCAUUUGUAAAGGUUAUUUAAAACAUAAAACAUAUGAAGAUAACAAAGUGUUGUUUCAUAAAGUAUAAUUCCUAUCAGAAGAGUACUUAAAGAGACACCAGCAGACCUAAUCAUGUGACUGGAAAUAAUGGUUUAUUAGAUGGUCUUUCAAAGCCAGUGGUGAUGGAACCAUUGAAUGAUGCUGAUGGAGAGCAGGAUCAACUCAGCAAGGCAGAAGAACCCCAUAAAUGCACUGGGGGGACUUUACAGCAGAGCUGGGUGGCCUGGUGGAAUGGACUCACCACAGGAGGAAUCGUGUAUCUGUUUGCCUUAUCACAGAUAUUGGUUUUCUUCUUUAUGUUUUGGUGCGGUGGCUCUGAGACUAUCCCAACACUUGUAAAUGCUUUGGAUGUGUUCCCCAACCUGCUCAUUCCAUUUGGACAAUUGGUUAUAGAUUCUACCAAGGAUCUGAUCCGAAAUGGAGGCCUCACAAUGUCCUACUUCCUGCUAUCUUUGAUUUCCUUUGGUUUGCUGCUCAUAGGAAUAUUGGUCUGGUAUCUUGUGAAUCCACCUCCAGAUCCCCCAUUUCCCCUUCAAGAGGACAGACGGCAAUCGGUAAGCCGCCAGCCUUCAUUCACAUACUCUGAAUGGACAGAGGACAAAAACGAGGAUGAUUUCCUUGAUCUGGACCCAGUGCCAGAGACACCCGUUUUUGACUGUGUGAUGGACAUGAAAGUGGAGACAGAUCCAAUAACCCUAACUGUUAAAUCCGUGGGACUGCAAGAAAGGAGGGGCUCCAAUGUUUCACUCACACUGGACAUGUGCACUCCAGGGUGCACUGAGCAAGGCUUUGGCUAUGUCAUGUCUCCAAGGGAGGAGUCAGCUCGAGAAUACCUCCAGACAGCAUCAAAUGUUCUCACUGAGGAAGAAUUACACGAGAAAGCAUUAGAUUCUUUUGUACUCCAGACAGAGUUUUUUGAAAUUCCAAUGAAUUUUAUUGAUCCAAAGGAAUAUGAUAUUCCUGGUUUGGUCCGAAAGAAUCGCUACAAAACAAUUCUCCCAAAUUCUCACAGCAGAGUGUGCCUUACCUCAGAUGAUCAAGAUGAUCCCCUGAGCUCUUACAUCAAUGCCAACUACAUCAGGGGCUAUGGAGGAGAAGAGAAGGUGUACAUUGCUACUCAGGGACCCAUAGUUAAUACUGUCAGUGAUUUCUGGAGGAUGGUAUGGCAGGAGCAUUCUCCAAUUAUUGUCAUGAUUACCAAUAUUGAAGAGAUGAAUGAGAAAUGUACCGAAUACUGGCCAGAAGAGCAGGUUACAUAUGAAGGAAUUGAAAUCACGGUUAACCAAGUCAUACAAGCAGAUGAUUAUCGGUUAAGGCUUAUUACCCUCAAGAAAGAUGAAGAAACAAGAGUUUUGAAGCACUUCUGGUAUACGUCAUGGCCAGACCAGAAGACGCCUGAUCAGGCACCUCCCCUGUUGCAGCUGGUUCAGGAGGUGGAAGAGGCCAUGCAAUGCACAGAAGCGAAGAGUGGUCCUAUCAUAGUUCACUGCAGUGCUGGGAUUGGGAGGACUGGUUGUUUCAUUGCCACCAGCAUUUGCUGCAAACAGUGGAAGAACGAAGGUGUGGUUGACAUACUCAGAACAACCUGCCAACUACGGCUAGACAGAGGUGGAAUGAUCCAAACUUCUGAACAGUAUCAGUUCGUCCACCAUGUCAUGAGCUUGUAUGAAAAGCAGUUUUCGAGAGCAGCAGCUGAAGAAUAAGGAUUUAGAAUCAUUUGUUAUAACGUAAAACAACAGAACUCUAACCAGAAUCGUAUGUAUUCCAGAGAAGAAAUGCCUGGAAAUUUUGAAGUAGAAGAUAUAUUUAUACAUAUAUAAAUAUAUAUAGUUUUACUUUCAUAUUGCUUUAUUUUGCAUUUAAGAGCUAAGAUACUGCUUUUCUUCAACAUGUGACGGGACAUUGUUGUCUUCACUCCAAAAGGCCUAUUUAUACUGUAAAUAAGAUCAGUAGCUCCAUUUGUUACAGAAUUUUAAAAACAUCAUUAUCAGAUUUGCUAUUUACAAACAGCAAAAUUGCUACUAGAUCCAAGUACAGUGUGAAACUCUUUGAUAAAUGUCUUGCUGAAGUCUGUAAUGUAUGUUUACUAAGCUUGAAAAGUAACUUUUUUGCCUUUUUUCCUGAUGGAUUGUUUUUACAUUUUAAACUACCGGAUACUGUGUAUAUCAUAAGACCUUCUGAGCCUCUGCAUUAAAGGAUACAAGUGGA
Anolis carolinensis (green anole) is the source of this 2674-nucleotide messenger RNA. RefSeq names its product protein tyrosine phosphatase non-receptor type 5 (gene ptpn5). Gene Ontology annotation, cellular component: cytosol; plasma membrane; cell junction. Lineage: Eukaryota; Metazoa; Chordata; Lepidosauria; Squamata; Anolidae. Bases 589 to 2169 code for a protein of 526 amino acids. The record is from RefSeq and is a predicted model, not a curated record. Gene Ontology annotation, biological process: peptidyl-tyrosine dephosphorylation; signal transduction. Gene Ontology annotation, molecular function: protein tyrosine phosphatase activity; protein kinase binding. The transcript has 16 exons.